This is a messenger RNA of Macrobrachium nipponense, 3415 nucleotides long. RefSeq lists its product as uncharacterized. The record is from RefSeq and is a predicted model, not a curated record. The transcript is spliced from 13 exons. Gene Ontology annotation, molecular function: calcium ion binding; phosphatidylinositol binding; calcium-dependent phospholipid binding. NCBI's taxonomy places the organism in Eukaryota, Metazoa, Arthropoda, Malacostraca, Decapoda, Palaemonidae. Gene Ontology annotation, cellular component: endoplasmic reticulum membrane; extrinsic component of cytoplasmic side of plasma membrane. Bases 279 to 2765 code for a protein of 828 amino acids.
UUAUGUAAACACCGUUGAUUAUAUCAUCCUCGAAAUGAAUCUGCAGCAAAUCGUUGUUCCUUCGUUAUCAGGAUGAUAACAAUGAUAAGACCUUGUGAUGAUGAGCCUCUUUUCACACACCGUCCCCCAGUUGGGUCAGUCGCUCUCUUGUCAUUUAGUGUCACUAAGGAGCUAUUGCCUUUAAAAUGAAACGUUUGUGAAGGAUUUUACUGUAACUGCUGUUCUGGAUAACUGUGGUUUAUUGUCACGUCUCGAGAAAGGAACGGAAUCUCGCCAAAAUGGAGAACAGCAGCCUUCGGAAAAAGCCUAUUCUCUUUCUGCAGAGGAUAAUAAAGGACGUCAACGAGACCUUAUCCGGUGCCAACGCCUUAGUGCCAUGGUUCGACUUGCCCCUGUUCCUGAGGGAACUGACCAGGGCGCUCUGUCUCUUCAUCCUGGUCAGGAGCAGUUUCGUGUCGUCCGCCCUCGUCGUUCUGUACUUGGUCAUCAGCGCCAGGGAUGACGACAACCACUUCUCCGGCUCAGCUGCCGGGUCGUCCAACCCGAAAAUCGUAAUAACCCUGUCCAUGGUGUUUGAAUUCGCCGUGGCAUUCGUCCUCCAGUUCAGCCUCGUGAUGCUCUUCUACAUCGUCCCGUUUCCAAGCCUCGUUUUCCUGGCGUUCGUCAGGACGUGGCUGGAUUCUUUCUUGGUUGAUUGGACGGUGCUGGACGAGAGGCUCCUACUGGAAAGGGUGGACGAAGAGAGACUGGGCAUCAUGCUUCAGCGGCUGGGGAUGCAGGUGCCUGCUUGGCUGAGCACCCCGGAUCAUCAGAGGGUUGAAUGGCUCAAUAAGAUUCUUGUCAAAUUGUGGCCUCACAUUUGCUCUUACCUGGAGGACGAGAUAGACCUCUUCAUUGAGAGUCUGAGGCCAAAAGUAGACUUGGAGAUCAAAGAUUUGAGCCCAGGGGACAUUGCUCCGCGGGUGUCGUCAGUCAAAGUCAGGGAACAAGAUGAACAGCUCUUCAUUGAUGUCAGCAUCACGUAUGGCGGUGAUUUCACUGGUUGCUUCCGAUGGUUUACCGGUGUCGAAUUCGAAGUGGACCACAUUCAGGUCCAAGCAGACGUCCAGAUUGAACUGAGGGACUUUGUAGGUCACCAACCUUUUGUGGGGACUUUAGCCGUGCACAUGGACAAGCCUCCAACUAUAAACCCAAGAUUUAAGAAGAUGGGCAGUACUAUCGAAGCCUUCAAACCUAUCAAGAAAGCCCUCCUGGACUACGUCCAAAAUUCAGUCAAGGGUUACUUCCCUUUUACCUUCCAGCUGGCUCCAGAUGUUGCUGGAAAUCUCAUCGAAAACCUGAACAACCCUCAGAGUGAAUCUAAUAAAGCUUCAGUUUCAAAACCCAAAAACAGCACUUUAUGGGAUAUCGUCAGCUCCAGGCCCUUGCUGGAUGACACUAAGCCAAGCCAAAUCAUGUCUUUUUUACAAGAACGCAAUAGCAGCCGAAGAAGAAGUCCCGAUCCUGCUGAGGAUCGUAAGAAGACUUCAGGGUUAAAUGAUUCAUCUUCAUUUAAGUCUGAGGAACCUCAGAAGAAAUCAUGUGCUAGAAACGACACGGAUGAAGCCAACUGGGUCACCAGUCAUUCUUUUACCCAGGUUCCAAGUGCAUCCAUAUCUGAAGGUGUUUCAUCAUUAAAGACAUCAUCCUCUCAGUCACAGAACUUGACGGUUGACUGGUAUAUCAGUAGUCCCUCAAAUCAGUCACUUCUAUCCUCGAACACUGCUUCCCAAGUGUCAUUCAGUUCCGGUGGGACUGAAUCAUCUGACUGGCUGUCGUCUGGAUCAGCAGUGACAGUUGGUGGAUCCACUGUAUCUUUAGCAUCGUCCAACCACCAAUCUGCAGAUCCUUUAAAUCAGGUUAGUGAGGCGUUCCUGAAAUCGCAGGACCCAGAAGAUGACGACCUCAUGCACGAUGACAGGCUGUCCACUGAGCAGGAUCGAGAGAGUUUCAGACAUUCUUACACAAGUCCAGGAAAUCUAGAGCCGCACUCAACAUCAGCAAACGAAAGCUCUGAUGUCAGGUCUUCAUCAGGAAUGCAAGAGAAAGAGUUGCGAGCUGCAAUUGCCAGGGACGUGGAAGCGAGUAGGGAGGCUUUCCUGGAUAAAAUCUUGACCGAGAGUGAAAUGGACGAUGAAUAUCAAAAGAAGGAAGAAGUACUUGAUCCUGUCCUCUCAUUGUCAAAUGAUAGCCUUACAAGGAUAAAAGACACAGACCAAGGUCAUGGAUGCAUCGAACUUACCACAAGAUACCAGGCCCCUAACACACUUGUCGUCACUGUGCAUAAAGUCAGAAACUUGCCCAAAAAAGUGUGCAGGAUUCCAAACCCUUACGUGAAGCUCUACCUUCAGAACCAACAGCUGAAACCCUUGACAGACGUGACGACUGAGAUUUUCGAAAACACCCAGAAUCCCGUCUUCGAAAAAACAUUCGCAUUUCAACUCGAACAUCCGCUCUCCCAGUACACUCUGAGAGUUUCUGCCAAGACCAAGCACAAGAUGGCUCACAAGCUAGGAGAGGUGGUGCUGUGCUUCGCUCGAAAUAGCUCCUCCCAGGUCGUCAGAGAACGCAACUGGUAUGACCUGGCUGAUCCUAAGAAAGACCAUGUCCUGUGCUGGGUCGGGUACAGAGAUCCUGUGUACGGUAACCUCAAGGAAGUGGACAGGUUGGAUUAUGGAAACAGAGUCUCACUUCAUAGUGACGAUUUCAACGAGCAACUUCUCUGAAUACGGUCCCAUGUCCCUUUGAAUCCAAGUUUUGUAUGGUUAAGUUUCAGCGUCUCUGCAAUUCAGGGAGAACGUUUUUUAGUUUUAUUAUCGGCUUUGUGUUUGAAUUCAGUUUCACAACGUAAUCACAUUAAUUUCAGGUGAAAGUGGUGGACAUACUGAUGUUAUCUUACCUCGUCUUUACGGAAUUGUUUAUUUGCAUUAUAACAUAGGAAACAUGUCUGCCUUUUCUCUUAUGCUUUGAGAGUGCAUCGCUGCACUCUUCUGCGUCCUUUCCUGACCACUGUGAAAAUUCCAGAUGUUAUUUUUCCUGAGUCAUUGGAAUUAUAUUGAUUUUUGUACAAGUAAUUAAAAGAGGAUUGUACCAAAUAUAUCAAGGUUCACGAAGGAACAAAAACUUUUGGGUCUCAGUUUUUAUUCUAUGGAACAAAUGUAAACAUUCCGUAUGUUAUUUGUAGUUUUAGUAAAUUAAGGUUUAAUUUGUUUUGUAAAUGAAUUCCUUCUGGCAUUUUGAAGCUUUAAUCGUUGUGUUCAUGGAAAUGGCUUGAGCCAUGUGGUCCUGAUGAUAUUCAGUUAAUUUCGUUGUAAGUAUCCAUUCACUGUGAAAUCAUACAAUGGCGUUCAUCUCAAAUACAAUAUGUCACUUUGAA